UGAGUGAAAAUAAUUAUUUUGUUAAAUUAUUUAUGAAGUAGUAACUAUUUGAAAUAAGCAACCUAAUAGCACAGUUAAUAUGGCUACUGGAGAUUCACCCACCGAACCAAAGCAAAUUAUAUAUUCUAGAUUUAGGGUACCUGUUAUAGGUGCUCUGAUAGAUUACAUAAAUACAAGUCUACAAUACAUGAGGUGUAAAUCGUUUGAUAGAGUCGAGACACUCAAUGUCAAAAAAUCUGGAACAAAACUUUCGGCUACAUUUCUGGCACUAGUAUGUCUCUUAUUGGGUUUGGUUUGCAACGUGAAAUUCGAAGUAGUGACUUUCGAUGAAGAACCUUUGACAAAUGACUUGCAUUUUGUCUUGAUGAGUAAAGACGAUAAACUUUAUAUUGAUGAUAUAGAUGUUUCUAGAGUGAUGCUGUGUAUUGAAGCAUCCGAUACUCUUGUCUUACUAAUCAGUUCGCUCCUCAUAUGGAAUUCAUCUAACGUGCGUUCUCCACUUAGUGAGUAUCUAUUUUUACCAUGGUUGGGAGCGACUCUACGUGGUUUCUUUCUGCGUCAAGCGCCAACUGUCGGAGCAUUAUUAUAUGUUGUGGCGGUUGUUGAUGGCAACGUUAAUUCAUUAUUUCUGACAGCGUUUUCUUUUCUUUUUUUGUUAGAAGCACGUCUCUGGCUUGAAAUUGCUCGGAUGGUCUGCAUACGAUGGGAGAGGCGUGAUAACCUUGACUUGUCCCGGAACAUACAAUACGAAGUGGAGACACUAUGGAGUAACGAAGAUGUACAGAGUGUCGAAGUUGGGAAUUAUGUGUAUUGACAAAGUAGAUUUGUAACAUAAAUUACUGUUUUGAAGUUA
This is a messenger RNA of Vanessa atalanta (red admiral), 853 nucleotides long. RefSeq lists its product as uncharacterized. The transcript has 4 exons. NCBI's taxonomy places the organism in Eukaryota, Metazoa, Arthropoda, Insecta, Lepidoptera, Nymphalidae. The record is from RefSeq and is a predicted model, not a curated record. The coding region runs from base 80 to 814 and encodes 244 amino acids.